Messenger RNA from Besnoitia besnoiti, 510 nucleotides. RefSeq lists its product as uncharacterized. The record is from RefSeq and is a predicted model, not a curated record. Lineage: Eukaryota; Apicomplexa; Conoidasida; Eucoccidiorida; Sarcocystidae. Bases 1 to 510 code for a protein of 169 amino acids. The transcript has 2 exons.
AUGAACACACCGGGAGAUAGCCAUCGCAAUCAAGUCUGGUAUGAUGCCGCGGCAGAGAGCGAACCGCUUCAGGUAGCUGGGAGCAGACCGGCCCACUGUGAGGGCCUCGCUCCCUUGACUCCGAGAGAAAGCAUCCAGAUCGGCUGCUUGAUCCCCGGGGUAUUGCAGCAAAACAAAGGCUGCCACAGAGCAGUGAAUGCAGCCGUGGCUGGUGGCCUUCAAAGCUUGAACAUCGCCAUCAGCAGUCAACAAGGGAGCAUGUUAGCGCGGAUUCAGUAUUUUCGCGGUCAGCUGGACGUCGUAUGCCCUGCCGGGCGCGCGGCCCCGAAGAUCGACUGGCAAGAUCGGAUGUGGGACGUCGAGAUGGAAGACGUGAGCGGCGCCCUCGAAGAAGUGGACGUCGAGAUGGAGGAUGCGACGCGUGCUGAGGUCGAUGUGGAGAUGGAGGAGGUGCGAGAAGAGAAAAACUUGCAGUCUUUAGAGAAGUUUCGUGGGGGAACAUUCGCUUAG